AUGCCAGCAUUGGUAUCCGUCGAUGAAGUAAAUGUACAGGCAAAGGAGGACGGCGAUGAGCCAGUAAGUCGACACGAACGAGACUGCGGGAGCAUUGAAGCCAAUGACGGGGACAAGGGCCUUGUUGAGCAGAACACUAACGGGAACGGCCAGGAAGAUGAUCCGGGUGGGAACGCUGAACUUGUUUUGCGACUGGAGGUAUCUUUUAGAACACUCAAAAACCACAAGGGCCGGUGUGACGAAAACCAUGACACUCAAGUAAGUUGCACAGAGGUCUGCUAUUUCUUUGUUUCCGGUGACCAUGUAAAUGAUUGGGCCCGAGUUGAGCCAAAGCCCGCACACAGGGAUCAACAAGAGCAACAGGAUCACUGUGCACCGUUGGAAGUAGAGUCCGACUUUUUCAUAAUGACCGGCACCAUAAGCAGUGGAACAAAGGGUAUCCAGCGAGGUCGAAAACCCGUUCACAAUGACCGGACCGGUGACAUAGAAUGUGGUGAUGGACAGCGAGCAUGCGGAGAGGUAUUUUUCGCCCAACUGACUGGAAUAGUAGAUGGGAAUCAUUAUCUGGAACAGAUACUGGAACAAGAAGGUUAA
Molecule: messenger RNA, 594 nt
Organism: Ogataea philodendri
Lineage: Eukaryota; Fungi; Ascomycota; Pichiomycetes; Pichiales; Pichiaceae
Exons: 1
Coding region: 1-594 (197 amino acids)
Source: RefSeq, a predicted model, not a curated record